UUGUUGAAGUGACUGAUGUCCAUGUUGUAGCUCAGUCAGUGUGUGACUUUGGCUCGGAUCUGCGUUACUUUGAUCACCCAGUGAUGGAGACAGAGGCAAAUUCUGCGCUGCAGCAUCAACAUCAUCACCUUCAUCAACUUUGACAUCAUGCUCCUUCCUUCUGACAGCAUCAACAUGAGUAACAAUCUGUGGACGGAGGAGCAGUUCAACUGCCCUGUGUGCCUGGACCUCCCCAAUGACCCAGUUACCAUCCCCUGUGGGCACAGCUACUGUAUUGCCUGCAUCAAGGACUACUGGACCAAGGACGACCCCAAGGGGAUCUACAGCUGCCCACAGUGCCGCCAGACCUUCUGCCCCAAACCCUCCCUGUCUAGGAACACCAUGCUGGCUGAUGCUGUGGAGCAGCUCCGCAAAGGGGCUCUCAAAUCAGAUGUGCGUGACUCCAUCCGAAGUGCUCGCAUGUCCAUGAUGUCCGUAACCAAAUCCAAAGGCACUGCAAAGCUGUCUACUUCCGCCGUGCCAUGCAACAUGUGCCACGGACAACCACAUGCAGCAAUCAAGAGCUGCCUGGUGUGUAUGAGCUCAUACUGUGAAACCCACCUGAAGCCACAAGACCCAGAGGCUCUGAUGCAGCACGAACUGAUUGCGCCCACGGGAAACCUGUCUGAGAAGAUCUGCACCCAGCACAAGUACCUACAGGAGUUUGUCUGUCACCAGUGUAAUGUGUUCGUCUGCUGGCUGUGCACCAGCAACCAGCACAAAGACCACGAGUGUGUCUCAACCAAAACCGAGCGUCUGGAGAAGCAGAAAGUGCUGGCAGAUAUCCAGACAGAGAAUCAGCAGAGACUGAAAGCCAGAGAGCAGGAACUGAAAGACAUGAAGACCAUGAUGGAUGUGGUGACGCGUUCUACAGGCAAGGUUCAAGAUGACAUUGAACAGGUGCUCUUGGACCUUCAGCGCUCAGUGGAGCGCCUCCAGGAGCUAGUAGAGGAGGUGCUGGAGCAAACCAGCCUGGAUAAAUUGAACCAAGCGCAAGAGGUGACUGAGAACUUGGAGGCUGAGAUCAAGGUGCUGAAGAAGAGAGACACUGAGAUGAAGGACCUGGCCCGCUGUGAGGACCACAUCCACUACCUGCAGACAUAUGAGUCCAUGUGCAGUCCUCUGGAGUCGGGGGACCUUCCCAAUGUGGUGGUCAACAAGGAUGCCUCUUUUGAGCCCAUACGAGAUGCCAUCCUAGACCUCAGGGACAAAGUGGAGGAUUUGUGCAACCAGGAGCUCAGUAAGAUCACCAAACAAGUCAAAGAAACAACUCUGUUCACUCUGGGAGACUCCAAUCGGACAGGACCUAAAGCAGGGCUUCUUAAACUGUUUUCUAGUCUGGGUUCUCGGAACUCAAGCAGCCGUUCUCCAGCUUCCUUUCCCAGUAUCUCAGUUGGAGGUCGGAGCAUAGAAAGACGAGGGCUUGGGUUUGGCAGCAGAAAUCCAGACGUGAGAAGCAGAGACACACCACGAGACAGAGGAAACUCAAGCAGCUCUCCCAGACUUCAGGAACGACGGAGGAGGGACGACAGAGACUCCAUGAGGGACACAAACCCCAGACCCAGUCCCAGUCCAGCUUCCAGUCAUAGAGAGUCUCUCUGGAACAGGUCUAAUCGGAGCCUGGCUGUUCCUGCGGCAAACCUGUCUCCAGUUGCAGCUGAUCCAACGCCAGCUCCGGCACCAACGCCAUCUGCUGCACCGGCAUCGACUGGAGGAUUUUCUCGGAUGGCAUCGAUUAACAGCAGCAUCAGCAGCAUGUUCCGCUCCCAUCGUCGCAACGCCACGCCAGCUACUCCAGCCACUCCAUCAAUUCCCGCCACUCCAGCUACACCAGCCACGUCAUUGACUCCAGCUACACCAGCCAUGUCAUCCAUGCCAGCCACACCUUUUGCAGGGGGAAACCCAUGGGCGAUGGAUGCUCUGUCUGAAACACCGACAGAAGUCAACCCCAGUCUCUUCUUGGACUUGCCCAGCUCCGACACCAUGAAUCACACUCCUGUCUUCCCCGCAUUGAAAGAAAUUAAUAUUGACAGCAUCCAAGCUCCAGAACCAAGGACCAGAGAGGAGUUCCUCCAGUACUCUGUGCCCUUGUGCCUUGACACGAACUCAGCCCACAAACGGCUAGUUCUCUCCGAGGAUAACACCAAAGCCACCCUGCAGGUGGCAGCGCAGCCCUACCCUGACACUCCUCAGCGUUUUGAGUGCUGGACCCAGGUGAUGUGUCAGGGUCCCCUCAGCGCCGGUCGCUGUUACUGGGAGGUGGAGUGGAGAGGGCGGGGCUCCUCUAUGGGUGUGGCUUAUGGCUCAUUGAAUAGGAAGUGCUCAGACAGCAGGGCGGGGCUCGGCUACAACUGCCAGUCUUGGACCCUGGAGCUGUCAGACACUUGCUGCUCUGCCAUGUACGACAACAAGAAGAAGGACAUACCGGUCACCUACUCCCCCCGUGUGGGCAUCUACGUGGACAUGUCAGCGGGAACGCUGGCCUUUUACAGCGUGGCAGACAGCAUGACACACCUUCACACCUUUCGCGCAAACUUCACGCAGCCACUGUACGCUGCCUUUGGGGUGGGCAGCGGGAUCGGUGUGGGCCUGGACUUCGCUCUUGGGAAGUUCAGCUCAGGUUCAGACAGUAUCAAGAUCUGUCAGUAAGAGUUUGUGACUGAAGUUUUCUGCACAGUCUGAUCACACCUGAUGUUGUUUUUCAUACCCUAUUUGCACUUAAUGACACAUUUCUGUUCAGUGUAAGAAAGAAACGCAUCUACACACUGUACUAAUCCUCAACUGAUUUUAUAUUCUACAUGUAAUUUUUCAUUUAAGUUUCACAAAGUACUUGUCACCUACUGAUGAGCUUCCUGAGAUGUUUCACCAGCUGAAAGCAGAGCAGCAGAUAAACCUUGUAGUUUCAGAUGUGUUGUGGGGCAGUUUAAACAUGAAUGCCUUUUUUUUUAAUUUGUCUGACACAUCUUUAAA
Thalassophryne amazonica is the source of this 3009-nucleotide messenger RNA. RefSeq names its product tripartite motif containing 25, like (gene trim25l). Gene Ontology annotation, molecular function: protein binding; zinc ion binding. NCBI's taxonomy places the organism in Eukaryota, Metazoa, Chordata, Actinopteri, Batrachoidiformes, Batrachoididae. The record is from RefSeq and is a predicted model, not a curated record.